This is a messenger RNA of Anguilla anguilla (European eel), 4157 nucleotides long. Its product is annotated as rho-related GTP-binding protein RhoG-like. Gene Ontology annotation, cellular component: cytoskeleton; cell projection; cytoplasmic vesicle. The record is from RefSeq and is a predicted model, not a curated record. NCBI's taxonomy places the organism in Eukaryota, Metazoa, Chordata, Actinopteri, Anguilliformes, Anguillidae. Gene Ontology annotation, molecular function: protein kinase binding; GTPase activity; GTP binding. Gene Ontology annotation, biological process: cortical cytoskeleton organization; actin filament organization; regulation of cell shape. The transcript is spliced from 2 exons. The coding region runs from base 230 to 805 and encodes 191 amino acids.
GUCACAGCUUGCUAGCUACUUUGCAAAUAAACUUCCUCAUACAGCAAUUACUUUUUUGUGUCUGACUUCCUCUCUUAGCUUUGCAUUCACUUCCUUCACUGUGUGCAACUCCUCCUGGCUUACUGUUCCGAGACAUUUGAGGAGAUCCUUUUAGUCCGUGAUCCGAGGCAAGUAGCGCGGUCCUUGGAACAAGAUUAUGUUUGGUUGCUGACACAGAGAAGAGGCCAGCAUGCAGAGCAUUAAGUGUGUGGUGGUGGGGGACGGAGCAGUGGGGAAGACCUGCCUCCUCAUUUCCUACACGACCAACGCCUUCCCCAAAGAGUACAUCCCCACCGUCUUCGACAACUACAGCGCCCAGGUGACCGUGGACACCCGGACAGUCAGCCUAAACCUGUGGGACACGGCGGGCCAGGAGGAGUACGAUCGCCUGCGCACGCUGUCCUACCCGCAGACCAACGUCUUCGUCAUCUGCUUCUCCAUCGCCAGCCCGCCCUCCUACGAGAACGUCAAGCACAAGUGGCACCCGGAGGUGACCCACCACUGCCCCAGCGUGCCCAUCCUGCUGGUGGGCACCAAGAAGGACCUGCGGGCCGACCCGGAGGUGCUGAAGAAGCUGAAGGAGCAGAACCAGACCACCAUCACCCAGCAGCAGGGGGCGGCGCUGGCGAGGCAGAUCCACGCCAUCAAGUACCUGGAGUGCUCCGCCCUCAACCAGGACGGCAUCAAGGAGGUGUUCUCUGAGGCCGUGAAGGCGUUCCUCAACCCCCAGCCCGCCCCUGGCAAAAAGCCUUGCGUGCUUUUGUAGGGAGAGAUUGUUAAUACAGUCAUAGAAUACAAUUGAAUUUUAAAAAAAUACAAAAAUAUAUACGGUGUAAUUAAAGUUUUGUUUGAAUGGAAAACACGGAGGGAUUUUUUUUUUUUUUUUUUUUUCCCCAAUUUCGCAUGACGAUGCUCCCAGGCGAUGAUGUAUUCGUGGGCCCCUAUUGGUUGGAAUGGGAUUUUUGUUCCUCUUCUUCUGUCCGCGGUGGAUGAUGUGGGGGACGGUCUUUGGCCGUGGGGAUACCGUGAAGAGUCUGGGAGCUCGAGUCCCUCAGGUGGCCUACAGUGUGAUAAUGAAGUGCAGCUCUUAUCCCUUCCCCAAAAUGAGAAAUUCAGGCAUCCAUUCCAUUAUUUUUUUUUUAAAUUUUCUGUCAGCGCGUCUCUGCUUUCUCCUAGCAUGUCUUCACUGCCGUACUGAAGGGAAGACUAUAACAGGCCCCCUGUCACAGGCGAACCCUGCCUCCGGGCUAGCUCUGGGAGGGAAGGCUGUUGUGUGCGCAGGUGAAUCCCUUUUACCCGACGGUGAAGGAUGGAAGACAGUCCCCAUCGGUCUCAGCCAAAGCUCGGCUCUGCUUCUCAGUCCAAAGGGGGAGAAAUCUCGCUCCGCUCAAGGCCGACAGGGCCAUAAAAUCCAGAGACCGUGCUUCGUGCCCCUGGCCAGUUGCCCCAAAUGGCUUCCGUGGUCGGGGUGUUGUGACACUUUGCCCCCCCCCACUUAGUUAUCCUGCACGUGAAGCUCCUUCUGUCCUCUGGCUGUCCAAAUCGCACACAGGCAAUUCCCUUCUGGAGCUUUCCGCUGACCUGCCUCAGCUGUAGGUCAGGUGUACCUGAGGUGAGCCAGAGGCAGUUUCACGCUACGCUGGCUAACCUCAGAUACGCGAGUAGCUUAACCCCAAGCCCAGACAUGUCAGACAGGUGUAGGCGUGUGGAUCCGGGGAGGCCAUGACAUGUCACAGUCAGAAAGGGAAUUUCGCCAUGGUUACCGGUGGCUAAGCAGCGAGCACCUUCUUGCUCAUGCUGUCAGUUCAGUCCUGUGAAAAAGACAUUUUACCUCACCCCCGCCUCCUCUGUGGCAGAUGUGUGUGUUAUCAGCUUUCGGUUACAGCAGGGGUGUCAAACUCCAGUGCUGGGGGGCCAAAGUGUUAAGAGAGAAAGCGUUGAGAAAGGGUCAGAGGAAAGUACUGUACCCCUGAUCGAUAUAAAUUACCAUUAAGAUAAAAAAAGACCAGUGAUCGUUUCUCUUUUCGUCAAGGUUCAUACAGAGUAAAGUGUUCAACUCUUACAGUUGAAUUAUCACCGGACAUUUUACUGUGUAUACACCACCUGAAUGUUCUCCAAGUAGCCAAUGACUAGAAUUGCAUAAACCCAUUUCAAAAAAAUGUUUCUAUUAUGAUAAAACCAUUACUGCUACCCAUCAGUAACCUGAGAUUAAAAUAACGAAUGGGGCAAAUAAAAAGUAAUAAAUCAACUUUUAAUGGUUUAAUUUACACACUUUAAGAUUCACUGUUUUAAUAAUUUGUCAUUCACAAUUAAAUGUAAUGUUUACAGUUAAGUACAGUUACUCAUUCUUGCCUAAAGUGGUACACAGACAAUCCAAAAGCCAAAACUGCUUCCCAUCUGUUUACGAGCUGGUUACAGAAGAAGUCAAAAUUAAUAAGCAGUAAUGCAUGCACAUUUUUUAUGGAGAGAGGCUGUACAUACACUCUAACAGAAACUGUGAGGCACAAUUAGGAACGGAACAAGACACCUCUUGAACUGGUUCCAACAACCACAUGAAAAGUUACUCCUUAUCUCUGCUGUAAACAUAGCACGUGUCGCUAUUCUUGUUGAUAGAAUGGUUUUGACAAUAUGUUCAAUUUGUGAGGGUACCACAAUGACAUUUUCACGAGUCAUAACAUCACCAAACGAUCACACUCCAGGUUUUACGUUGUCAUUAUACAUUUUGUGGGCCAGUUUUGCAGGCGCAGAUUAGGCUGAGCCUCGUCCUAGGCUAAGUUCAUUUUCGAAUCGAGAUUCUCCGCACAAAACUCGAUGUAGUCCAGGACUGAACUUUAAUCCGUCUGUGGAAAAAAGGGCCUUUAGGUUGCGCCAGGCUGCGUGCUCUGGUUGGGUCAGUGUGUGUAAUAUUAAACCGACGCGCUGAGGUUUCGUGUGCGCGGAAGGGACUUCCACGUUGUACGCGUUACGCGGGUUUCUCCUGUCAUUGACUCCUGCAAUACCGAGUGCGGUCAACACACCUUUCUCUGUGAAAAGUUUCUGUACGAGAAAGCAGUUCCUUUCCCCGACUUCCUCAGGACAAAGAGAUUGCUAGAUCUUGCACAAAACUUUCUCAAUUCCCGCAACUGGUGAUUCCACACAGUGCUAAAAUGAAACGGUUGACUACCAUUUCAAAUCUAGGAAACUUAUUGACGGGGGUGUUGCAAUUGAAUGCAAAUAUUCUAUAAUUGUACCUUGAAGUGUUUGGAUAGCACCAGAGAUUUUAAUGGCUUGGGCUGAAGCUGGAAAUUGAUCUACCUGUUUUAAGAUAUUUAAGAAUACAAUUCAAUGUGUUAAAAAUGUGCCUUUCUGUCACAGAUAAUCUCAGUAUUCUAACUUGAUAAUAUACUCCAGUGAGGUAUGCCAGUGGGUAUCAGCAGUGAUACUGGGGUGGUAUCUUCAAAGUGCUACAACUAAAAACCUGCAUUCAACAGUAAUCGUCCAGCUAUUCAAUUGCUAAUGCACAACACUGUAGAAACUGUCUGAGCAGUGUGCUUUAAGGAUGUCUGCGAAACGGAUGAAGUUAAUGUUAUGAGUGAUGUGCCACAAACAGCAUCCAUUAACGUAACUGAACACCCUAAUGCUUCCCGCCCACGGAAUGGUCACCGAGGGGAUAGAAACAGAGGCACAGUUUAUCUUCAUGUCUUUAAACCUUUGGGCCAUGACUGCCUUGACUUUAGUGUCAGAAUGAGCAGAGCACUGAACUGAACUCGCUCCAGUCUGGAGCCAUUUUGAACGCACCCGCCAACUCUGCUGCUACGCAUUUCACUUGAUGAAGAAUCGUCUCCUUCUUCUUCCAUCGCGUUUCCCUUUGAAAUGUGCUAUAACAGUUACUAUGACAAGAAGGCGGUCUGAGAUAUCUGAGAAAUCUGAGAACAACAUUGCCCUGAGAGUUGAACUGAUGGUCUGUAACAUCAGAUGUAGAACAAUAGUGGCAUUUUAACCACUGGAGAUGCAGAAGAGUACUUGAGUAUGAUGUGCCAUUGGUAGGGAAUACUUAUAUUGCAGUUUGCAGCUCCUGUUAUCAGGACAUUUCCAAAUCUCCAAAUCUUCUUUUCUAAUAUUCAUUUUCUAUGCUUGAA